GCCCCGGUCCCUAGCCUCCGGACAGAUCGCGCAUCCGCCGCUAUGAUUUUCGAUAAAGUCAAACAGUUCUCGGUGGUGCUGGAUUGCCCCGAGCUAGAGCCGGUGUUCAGCAGCGGGGAGGAGGUGUCCGGAAAAGUGUUGCUGGAGUUGUCCGCCACGGCUCGGGUGAGCGCGCUGCGGCUGCACGCCGAAGGCUGCGCCAAAGUGCACUGGACCGAGUCCCGUAGCGCCGGCUCCAGCACCGCCUACACCCAAAAUUACAGUGACCAAGACGAGUUCGUCUGCUACCGCGACACGCUGCUAGAUGCAGAUACCGGAGAUACCACCGUUCUACAGCCGGGAAGGCACGAAUUUCCAUUCAGCUUCCAGCUUCCAGAAACUCUGGUUACCUCUUUUGAGGGAAAGCAUGGAAACGUUCGCUACUGUGUGAAGGCCAAACUUCACCGACCCUGGGCUACGGCGAAAAGAGCCAAGAAGGAAUUCACAGUGAUCGAACCCAUUGAUAUCAACACACCGGCCUUGCUGGCUCCUCAGGCAGGUGUGAAAGAGAAGAUCGCCCGGGCCUGGUACUGUAACCGAGGACAAGUCGCUGUUACUGCCAAGAUUGAUAGAAAGGGCUACACACCAGGUGAAGUCAUCCCGAUUUUUGCUGAAAUCGACAACUGUACCAAUCGGGCGGUGACUCCCAAAGUGGCCCUCAUUCAGACCCAGACCUUCAUUGCCCGUGGUGCCAAGAAGCAGAAGAAAUCAGUGGUGGCCAGCAUCACGGGAGACCCGAUCUCCGCAAGAAAGCGGGAACUCUGGCAUGGGCGAGCCCUGAAGAUUCCCCCCGUCGGCCCCUCGAUCCUUCACUGCCGCAUUAUUCAUGUGGAGUAUUCUCUAAAGGUUUGUGUUGAUAUUCCGGGGACCUCCAAGCUGCUGUUGGAGCUGCCGAUCGUGAUCGGCACCAUACCGCUGCACCCAUUUGGCAGCCGGACUUCCAGCGUGGGCAGCCAGAAUAGCGCCACCCUGGAGUGGCUGCACAUGGCCAUUCCUGAACAGCCGGAGGCCCCCCCUGAAUAUUCCACCAUUGUGUCUGAAGAAGAGGCCAGACAAAACCUGGCCCCUCCUCUCCAGGCUGUGCACUUUGGGGUCCUGGAAGGCCCGUUCUUUCCUUAUAUCCAAGAAUUCCGCUACCGGCCCCCACCGCUGUACUCUGAGGUGGAUCCGAAUCCUCCCUCGGACAGCAUCCGGCCUCGCUGUAUGACCUGUUGAAGGAAGGAUCGGAGUCUUGACUGGAACAUGAAUGUGUUCUGGAUGAUGAGUUUGCAGAGGCACCGGAUUCUUGACCCGGAAGGUUUUUGCGCAGGUAGCCUGGUCUGAGAGGUUUGCCGUGGAACUGGAGUACCCAUCCCUCCCCCCACCUCCUGGCACCUAUCGGCCCCACCUUAAAGGCUCAGGAGUUGCCAUGUCGGAGGUUAUAUUUAUCCUCCGCCAUGAGCAUCUGCUGGUGCUUCGAAGGGGAAACCACUCUCAAUUGACGAACCGAGAUGUCGGUCUCGCUGGCUGGAGAUUAUACCCCAAGACUCACCAAGGCCUCACCUCUCCGUACUCUGACGGAGAUGUUGCCACGUGGACUUUGUGGAGCCAGAUGGGCAGAAGGAUGGCGGCCUCUGAGGAGGAGGCUGGUUUGGGGUGAUGAGGAGGGCAAGGGAGGAAGAGAGCCAAGCCCAGAGUGGUUGGUUUCUAAUUUCCACAGGCUCAUCUUCAGAAGUGUCCCUCUUAAACUGUCCCUGGUUGGCCUAAGUGAUCCAGUCAUUAGUGCUCCUAAAAUAAUGGGAACCUUAAAGUAUAUCUCAGGACAUCAGGGGAAAAGGGUUCAAAAUAAUUGUAAGUGACAUGACCAGCCCAUGUUAGGUAGUAGUUUCAGCCUAGCUCUGUUCGGCUGCCCCACCGGCCCCGAAAAUUCAGAGUGGUCACACUUUGACCUCAAAGCUCCGAGGGCCUUGGAUUUGCUUGCUGGAGGAGCCACACUUAAGAUUCCCAAUGUGUCUUAAUACGAAAUACAAGAUUGGGGGAAUGGUGGACAGGAGAAAGCAGGAAGUGCCUUCAGGAGCGUUAUUGUUUAUUGGGUGAUUUUUUUUGUUUUGUUUUGUUUUUGUUUUUUGUACUUUUUCAUUUUUGACUUUCACCAGAUUAAGUACUAACACCACACACUAUGGCAGGCCCUGGCCUAGAAAAUUAGUUAAAUUUGCACAGGCCCCAGGGUGAUGCAGGGGCAAAGAGUCAGAAAAUCUGCUGUCACGUGGAAGGACUUGGUGCUUUCGGCAAGAGGGAUGCUUGUGUUCCGUGACCAUUGCCAGGCUGGUUAGGAGAGGGGAAAAAUCAACCCAAUCCUGGCUCAGGUUGCCUAUUGAUCCAUAAGUGUUUAGGCAACACCAGGCUUCAUAAUUAGUACUUCUGAUGCAAGGAAGCUAAUGUCGAGGCUAGAGGCUUGAAGGAGCAGUGCUAUGUAGGUGGGGUUUUUGUGUUUUGGAGUUUUUGUUUUGGGGGCUUUUUUUUUGGUUGUUUUUCACUUUUUUUCUUUUUUAAAUGCACCAAACAGAGCAUAGUUUCUUGCAGUAUAGGUGGUUUGGGAUCGUUCCACAUGCCUUAGACUGGGUUUAGAGAACAGGUGGGGAAAAGGGACUCAAGGUCUGGGUCAGUCUCUCCUUCAGAAUAAGAGUGUAUUCAAGAUGAUCUUAGCUAACAGUAGCCAGAGGCUCCUAUUUUGUAGUAGGUUAACUUGAGCUGGCAAAAUCCUGUUAGUUUAUAGAAUUUCUGGGUACCAUGUCAGUGGCUUGUCUGAAGGUUUGUUUUUAGCUAGAGUUGCUGUCAGUGGGAAUUUGCCUUCCAAAGAACUGCCACCCUGACUUGCUUCUGGUGGUAGCAAAAAUUGCCUUUUCAACUAAACCAAAGCUUAAAAUAUGGUGUGGCUUGUUUUGUUUGUGUGAUUUUUUUUUUUUUCCCAGUUUACCUUCACUAUGGAAUUGCCUCUAACUGGAACUAUUCAUACUGUGGUUUUGUUUUGGUAUCUUUUUUUUAUAUUUUAAAAAUUUGUAUUUGUGACUAGUUUUUGUACGCU
Molecule: messenger RNA, 3103 nt
Organism: Tachyglossus aculeatus (Australian echidna)
Lineage: Eukaryota; Metazoa; Chordata; Mammalia; Monotremata; Tachyglossidae
Gene: ARRDC2
Product: arrestin domain containing 2
Exons: 8
Coding region: 43-1254 (403 amino acids)
Biological process (GO): protein transport
Cellular component (GO): cytoplasm; plasma membrane
Source: RefSeq, a predicted model, not a curated record